UAUCCAUUAAUACUCCCAGUCUACCACUGCUCCAGCCUCCAUUUUUGUCUUUCAUCUUCAUUAUCAUUCACAAUUGUCUCUUUGUCAUGUGGAUUCAUCGUACAAAGAUCAUCAACCCAAUCUAAAGACACCUCAACCCAACAUCCAUCAUGUCGGGUUUCCUAAACGAUCAACUCUCCAAAAAAACCUCAAUUUUCGGCUUAAGAUUAUGGGUUGUUGUCGGAAUCUGUGUCGGAGCUGCAAUCGUCAUCUUAAUGUUCUUAAUUUCACUCUAUUUCACCUCAAAACACAACAAUUCCUGCAAAAAAACCAAAACUUUACCCCAAAAACCCUCAAUUCCCAACAUUUCUAAAGAAAUCCGAGAAGUCCGGGUCGACCCGACCCGACCCGAUUUUGAACAAACCCACAUCACCGUUCACAAACAGCAGGUGCAACACCACCACCCGGGUCAAAACCCAAACCCGGAUCCAAACCCAAACCCGAACCCGGAUCAUGCAGAAGAUGAGGGUGGGUUGAAUGGGUACCAGAAGAUCCAGAUAGAUAUAGGGAAGAAGCAUAGGAUAAGUUACCCGGAAAAGGGGGGUGGGUCGGGUCAUGAAAGCGGGUCGGGUGAUCUUCAAGCGGUUGUUUCGGUUCAACCCGAGGUUUCGCAUUUGGGUUGGGGGCAUUGGUAUACUCUAAGAGAGCUUGAGAUUGCUACAAAUGGGUUUGCUGAUGAGAAUGUGAUUGGUGAAGGAGGGUAUGGGAUCGUUUAUUGUGGAGUGUUGGAUGAUAAGUCUACUGUUGCUGUUAAGAAUUUGAUGAAUAACAGAGGACAAGCUGAAAGGGAGUUCAAGGUUGAAGUAGAAGCAAUCGGACGCGUACGCCAUAAGAAUUUAGUCAGAUUGCUCGGUUAUUGUGUUGAAGGAGCUCACAGGAUACUCGUUUAUGAGUAUGUAGAUAACGGGAACUUAGAACAAUGGAUUCAUGGAGAUGUGGGACCCACCAGCCCGCUUACAUGGGAGAUACGAAUGAACAUUAUACUCGGUACCGCCAAAGGGUUGACCUAUUUGCAUGAAGGCCUCGAGCCCAAAGUUGUCCAUCGAGAUAUCAAAUCGAGCAACAUUUUGCUCGACAGGCAAUGGAACCCUAAAGUUUCGGAUUUCGGGUUGGCCAAGCUUUUAGGCUCAGAAAGGAGUUACGUCACUACUCGAGUCAUGGGAACAUUUGGGUAUGUUGCUCCAGAAUACGCUAGUACUGGCAUGUUGAACGAAAGAAGCGAUGUAUAUAGUUUCGGGAUUCUUAUUAUGGAAAUAAUUAGCGGUAGAAACCCUGUAGAUUAUAGUCGGCCUCAAGGAGAGGUAAACCUUGUUGAUUGGCUUAAAACAAUGGUAUCAAGUAGGAAUGCUGAGGGGGUUUUGGAUCCUAAAAUGCCCGAGAAACCUUCUUCGAGAGCGUUGAAACGUGUUCUUUUAGUAGCAUUGCGGUGUGUGGAUCCGAGUGCUCAAAAGAGGCCGAAAAUGGGUCAUGUGAUUCACAUGCUUGAGGCCGAUGAUUUUCCCUUUCGAGAUGACCGAAGAGGAAGUCGGGAGACGGGAAGGGAGAGAUCGUUUGAGAAACGACAAAUCGAGUCGGGUGAUAGUAGUGGAUAUGAAAGUAGCAUUCAAACCAACAGAUCAGAAUGGAAAAAACAAGAAUAUUAGUAGAGUUUAAGGUCAAUGUUUGUGUAUAAUGUUGAUUUAUGUAAGUUUACACGUUCAUAACUACCCAUUGUAGAUUUCAUAUCAAUCUUGUCGGGUUUUUGAGUUGCUUACAUUUAUGGUUGUUUAUUUGAUUGGUUGUGUUGUGGGUUUGUUUU
Molecule: messenger RNA, 1837 nt
Organism: Helianthus annuus (common sunflower)
Lineage: Eukaryota; Viridiplantae; Streptophyta; Magnoliopsida; Asterales; Asteraceae
Product: probable serine/threonine-protein kinase At1g01540
Exons: 7
Coding region: 150-1682 (510 amino acids)
Biological process (GO): protein phosphorylation
Molecular function (GO): protein kinase activity; ATP binding
Source: RefSeq, a predicted model, not a curated record